Parnassius mnemosyne (clouded apollo) is the source of this 2841-nucleotide messenger RNA. NCBI's taxonomy places the organism in Eukaryota, Metazoa, Arthropoda, Insecta, Lepidoptera, Papilionidae. The record is from the annotation of a GenBank genome assembly.
AUACCUUCGUGAUACGUCGGCACGCUGUGCCGGGAAUUCAAUAGUGAUUUAAGUGAUAGUGUUCAAACAUGAUGAGGUUGACGGUUGGUGUGACACUGCUUCUGCUAGUAGCGUCCGGUCAGGCAGAAUUCAGCAAGGAGACUUCUUUGAAAACAGAAAAAAGAGAAUUGGCGAAGGAGAACACUGACUUGAAAAAGCGGGCACCAGAGCUGUCUGCAGCAAGCUCUUCGGUGAACACAGGGGUCGUGUAUGCUGAUACAAAGCAGUCACUGCCAGACAAGUCACCGUCACAGCUAAUAUACGCCACGCCAGUGCCUCAGGUGGCAAAGAUAUCAGACCUGCUGGCGAGCCAGAGUCCAUCCUUCCAAGCUGCCAUCGCCAACCAACUUUAUGCUCCAAUUUCAGCAUACCAGCCUCGAUCUGGAUCACCAACCACGUACGAAGUGUCGGCGCCGGUACCAUCGCAACUAGCCUACAGCGAGCACAGACUGGCUUACCAGCAGCCGAAUUCCUUACAGUUCGCACCGCAAGUCUACAACCAAAAAGCAUCCACACAGCUGGAUUAUUCGCAACAGCAGAUAUUGGAGCAGCCUCAACAAAUUUACAACCAAGAACAAAUACAACAGAUAUACGAACAAGCUCCUCAAGCAAACUAUCAGACCCAGCCUAUUACUUACAACCAAGUACAACCUGUGCAAUAUUCAGCACAGCAACUGAAACAACUGGAAAACCAACAAACCUUCCAGGCAGCGCACUAUCAAAAAGCGCCAAACACAAUCUACUCAGAUAAUCAACAAAGCCUUCUUUCAAAUCAGUAUAACCAGGCACCUCAAGCAUAUUACACAGAGGGACAACAGCAGUACCAGCAGCAAGCAUACGUACAGGAUCAACCAGUCCAAAAUAUUGAAGAAACCCAACAAAAGGUAUACAAUCAGCCAGAACAGAACCGAGUAUUCGAGAAGCCACAGUUUGUAGCACAGAACUAUCAAUCACAGCCUCAAUCCCCAGUAAGCUUCGCGAGUUUCUCCCACAACCAGGUCAACCCAUCCAUCAUACAUCAUCCCUUCCAUCAACAGAGUGUACAGCAGAUCCAACAAUACGCUCCUACGCGAGAGGCGGCGAACAUCGUCUCACAAGGAAACGCCGGUCAAGCAAGACAACUGUCUUACUUCAGACAAGGUCCUCAACAUCAAGUUCAACCUCAGGUGCUCCAACCUCAAGUUCAGGCUCCGGUGUACCAACAACUCCAGCCCCAAGUCCAGUACUCACCUAAGGUUAACGCUGGUUAUAAAGGUGAACAUGCGGCGGUGGCGCCAUCUUACCAAGCGGUGCAAUAUUUCGGAAAAUAUGCACAAUCUAUAUUCGGAAAACCGCAGCAUUGAUGUGCUAAAGCCGAUUUUUAAAUUAAGUAAUAUUGUAGAUUAAGAAAAGAGCCUAUUAUUUUUUAAAAGGCCGCAAAUGGCACUUACAAUCAGUUGUGCCGUAUGAUCGUUUGCCUUCUCCUUUUAAAAAAAUAUUGUAGUCAACAUUAUGCUACUAGUAGUAAAGAGGCCUAAUGGUACUUGAAAUAUUUUUAUUAGAAUCAGGCGGUAAUCUGAUGAAUCUGAUGAAAUCUGAUGCUAAAAUUAGCUAAGAUUCGCGUUAAAAAUAAAAAUGAUGCGUCUUAUUAUUCAAUCCUUUUUUAUUUAUCACGAUUCUAACAAAUCAAACGAAAACGAUACGACGACUCUUAGCGUAUUAUUAGUUUUAACAUCUUUUAAACUUGAAAUAUUCUAAAUAAUAUCUGAGACAUAAUUGUACUUAAGCUUUAUAUUAUAUUAUAGAUUUUAUUUAAAAACACAAAGUACUUAAAGCCGCGUAUCGAUUACGCGCUCAUGGCGCGCGCGCCAUGAAUACCGCGCGCGGACCGCGUUCAAAAUGUUCGAAGUGUAUCAACUAAGCACGCAUAGCGCGCGCAGCAGCUGUUCCAAUGUUUGACCGUUCAACAUGGACGUCGGCGGUGUACGAGCAGCAGCGGCUGUUACCGCUUACGACUGCAAAUUAUUUUUUUCAAUUUGCUGUGUAAACAUACUGGCCUAAAAGAAACUGCACGCUAAGGAAAAAACGUAAAAAAAGGAAAAAGAAGAGUAUCGCUCUCGGUUAGGUGCACACACACACAUAAUUUAGUUUUAUAUAAUAUAAAUUCAAUAUUAAAAUACAAAAUUUUGUAAAACAACGUUGUAUUUUUUGGAUGUUAUAAUAUUAUCAAUCGAGUUCAAGUUCUAUUGAAGUUCUAACAGGUUUAUUUUUACACUUAUUGUUUUUGGGCUAAGAGUAAUGUUAUUUUGAUCGCCUGAAUGUAGAUUUCUUUAUUUCACGAACACUCUCUAUGUAGGAAAUUUUUUUUAGAACACCACCCUAAAAUCAGUUUUUAUUUUAACUUUUUAAAAGGUCAUGGUAAAAUGUUUUUCGCCAAGAAAAAGCCUUCGCCACUACGAAAUGAAUUAAUACACCUAUCAUUUCAUUUCAUCAUCUCUAAUAUAUUCGGCCUACUCAUAAGGCAGAUACUCAUGUAUCUAAAAUGAAAAUCAAUCUCGUUGGUGAAAUGGUAGUCCUCUCAAUUAACUCUAACUUUGGGAUGGGAGCAAUUUCUGACGUCCCUCGAACUGAGUUACUAAGAUUUCAUGUCGCAAUUUCAAUUCAUUACUCCGCUCGCAGCCAGUACAAUAUAAUUACAAACACUAUGUAUGUCAGUUGUAAAUCAUGUCAAAUUAGAAGCUAUAUAUGUACAUGUAUAUUGUCCAACUGUGAUGCCAUAAUUUAAUUAUGAAAAAGGUUUAUUGUAUAUUAAUAAAUUAAUUC